GACAGGCCUGCAGCGACUAAAGUAGACGUAGAUCAAGAUCUAGAAACUCUAUUCUAGAUCUAACUAGACUCCUACUCUUUUCUACUGAGACGGCUUAGACUCCUAGAUUAGAUUGCGAAAUAAUUCGCAUUAAGUUAUCACACAAUUUAAAAUCUAAUUAUAUACACAAUGUCUAAAAGGCGACACAAAUGGGCAAUAGAAUUUGUCCCAUCUAGCAGAGGGAGGAGUGAAAGAGCUUUAGUUCCUCUGCCACCAGAAAAUUUGCCUGCCCCAAUAGGAUUCAUGGAUUCUUCAGUUGCAACAGAAAAGCCUAAAGAAGCUGAUCCUGGUCUUAUCAUUAAACGUUCAUGGGAUAUAGCUUUAGGUCCAAUCAAACAAGUCCCAAUGAAUAUGUUUAUUAUGUGGAUGGCAGGAAGUUCCAUUUCAAUCUUCCCAAUUAUGAUGGUGGGAAUGAUGUUCUUCAGGCCAAUCCAGGCAAUGUUAGCCAUACAAAACACUUUCAAAAGUAUUGAAGGAGAUCAAGCAGCAUUCCAAAAACUUGUGUAUUGCAUUGGAAAUAUCUUGUGCUUAGCAAUGGCUGUCUAUAAGUGUCAGACAAUGGGAUUACUGCCCACACAUGCAUCCGACUGGUUAGCUUUUGUUCAGCCUCAAGAGAGGAUGGAAUGGUCAGGUGGAGGAUUGUACCUCUGAGGUCAUCAUUACAUUUGAGACUUUAGCAAUGCGUCCUUUCUUUAACCAAUGUUUGGCAUUUAUUGGACUAUACAUCUACAUGGACAAGACUCUAUGUUUUUUGGCUGUGUUCAGAAAAUAACCAAUUUCUUUCAAGGCAUUUAACAAUAGAGUGAACAAAUACUUCAUUGGAUAGGGAAAAUGGAGCAAGUGUUGUGAGUCUGACAGAAUGUGAAGUAGCUUUCUGAAGAGUUUCUCAUGGCUAGUAGAG
Molecule: messenger RNA, 940 nt
Organism: Biomphalaria glabrata
Lineage: Eukaryota; Metazoa; Mollusca; Gastropoda; Planorbidae
Product: ER membrane protein complex subunit 4-like
Exons: 5
Coding region: 169-690 (173 amino acids)
Biological process (GO): protein folding in endoplasmic reticulum
Cellular component (GO): EMC complex
Source: RefSeq, a predicted model, not a curated record